GCCCCAGGCAGAGAUGGAUGUCUGAAGUGGGAGGAUUGAGAGAAGGAGCUCAGCAUGGGUGAGGAAGGCAAGGCAUUUGGGAAGCAAACCUGCCACAGCCUCCCAGGCCUUGAGCAUGGGUUUUGGUCUUUAGCCUAAGAACAGUGGGAAGCCAUUAAAGAGUUUUAAGCAGGAGAGUAACAUGGCCUGAGGUUGGAGUGAAUGUCGGGAGACCAGUCAGGAGGCCACUGAAGUAGAUCAGAUGAAAAAAGGGGAUUGGUAGGAGUGGAGGAGGAAAAGGAGAGAAACAGAUAGAUUCAGGAAAUCUUUAGGAGGUAAAAUUAACAAGACUCAUUGAUGUAUUGACAAGAAAGAGGGAGGUGUGGUGAGUGACUCACAGGUUUCUAUCUUGGACAGCUGUAUGGAUGGUGGCACCAGUCUCUGAGAUGGGUGACCCUGGAGCCUGGUAGGACCCAAAGAUGUCGGUUCCCGAUUCUGGUCCCCGGCCCCCAGCAGCGCCUGCCCCCUUCCCACCGGGGCCCCCCAUGAUGCCACCACCCUUCAUGCCUCCUCCAGGAAUCCCCCCACCUUUUCCUCCAAUGGGGCUCCCCCCCAUGAGUCAGAGACCACCAGCCAUCCCCCCCAUGCCACCUGGCAUCAUGCCCCCAAUGCUUCCACCAAUGGGGGCGCCACCACCACUCACACAGAUACCAGGAAUGGUACCACCCAUGAUGCCAGGAAUGCUGAUGCCAGCGGUGCCCGUCACCGCAGCGACGGCUCCAGGUGCGGACACCGCCAGCUCUGCUGUGGCUGGGACAGGUCCUCCGAGGGCCCUGUGGAGUGAGCAUGUGGCCCCUGACGGGCGCAUCUACUACUACAAUGCUGAUGACAAGCAGUCCGUGUGGGAGAAGCCCAGCGUGCUCAAGUCCAAGGCGGAGCUCCUGCUGUCCCAGUGUCCCUGGAAAGAGUACAAGUCGGACACAGGCAAACCUUACUACUAUAACAACCAGAGUAAGGAGUCCUGCUGGACCCGGCCCAAGGACCUGGAUGACCUGGAGGCUCUAGUCAAACAAGAGGCUGCAGGGAAACAGCAGCAGCCACAGACACUACAGCCACAGCCUCCUCAGCCACAGCCUGACCCGCCACCUGUGCCUCCUGGCCCCAUCUUGGUGCCCACGGGCCUCCUAGAACCUGAGCCAGGUGGGAGUGAAGAUUGCGAUGUGUCAGAGGCUGCCCAGCCCCUGGAGCAGGGAUUCCUGCAGCAGCUGGAGGAGGGCCCCAGCAGUUCUGCUGGACAGCAUCAGCCACCACAGCAGGAGGAAGAGGAAGCAAAGCCAGAACCGGAGAGGUCUGGCCUCAGUUGGAGCAACCGGGAGAAGGCAAAGCAGGCCUUCAAGGAGCUGCUGAGGGACAAGGCUGUCCCCUCCAAUGCUUCGUGGGAACAGGCCAUGAAGAUGGUGGUCACCGACCCCCGUUACAGUGCCUUGCCCAAACUGAGUGAGAAAAAGCAGGCAUUCAAUGCCUACAAGGCGCAGCGGGAGAAGGAAGAAAAGGAAGAGGCCCGGCUAAGAGCCAAGGAGGCCAAGCAGACCUUGCAGCAUUUCUUGGAGCAGCACGAGCGCAUGACCUCCACCACCCGCUACCGGCGGGCAGAACAGACCUUUGGGGAGCUGGAGGUCUGGGCUGUGGUCCCUGAGAGGGAUCGAAAAGAGGUUUAUGAUGAUGUCCUCUUCUUCCUGGCUAAGAAGGAGAAGGAACAGGCCAAGCAGCUCCGGCGCCGCAACAUCCAGGCCCUGAAGAGCAUCCUGGAUGGGAUGAGUAGCGUCAACUUCCAAACCACAUGGUCCCAGGCCCAGCAGUACCUCAUGGAUAACCCCAGCUUUGCUCAGGACCAUCAACUGCAGAAUAUGGACAAGGAAGAUGCGCUGAUCUGCUUUGAGGAGCACAUCCGAGCUUUGGAGAGGGAGGAGGAGGAGGAGCGGGAGCGCGCCCGGCUUCGGGAGCGGCGCCAGCAGCGCAAGAACCGGGAGGCCUUCCAGACCUUCCUGGAUGAGCUACACGAGACAGGGCAGCUGCACUCUAUGUCUACCUGGAUGGAGCUGUACCCAGCAGUCAGCACUGAUGUCCGCUUUGCCAACAUGCUGGGCCAGCCGGGCUCCACCCCUCUGGACUUAUUCAAGUUCUAUGUGGAGGAGUUGAAGGCACGAUUCCAUGAUGAGAAGAAGAUCAUUAAGGACAUCCUUAAGGACCGGGGCUUCUGCGUGGAGGUGAACACAGCCUUUGAGGACUUCGCCCACGUCAUAAGCUUUGACAAGAGGGCUGCUGCGCUGGAUGCAGGCAACAUCAAGCUGACUUUCAAUAGUCUGCUGGAGAAAGCAGAGGCACGGGAGAGAGAGCGGGAGAAGGAGGAGGCACGAAGGCUGCGGCGCAGGGAAGCUGCCUUUCGAAGCAUGCUGAGACAGGCUGUGCCUGCCCUGGAGCUGGGCACUGCCUGGGAAGAGGUCCGUGAGCGCUUUGUGUGCGACUCCGCCUUUGAGCAGAUCACCCUGGAGUCGGAGCGGAUCCGGCUCUUCCGGGAGUUCCUGCAGGUACUGGAGACUGAAUGCCAGCACCUCCACAGCAAAGGCCGGAAACACGGCAGAAAGGGCAAGAAGCACCAUCACAAGCGUUCCCACUCACCCUCAGGCUCUGAGUCAGAAGAUGAGGAGCUGCCCCCACCAUCUCUGCGGCCCCCCAAGCGGAGGCGGCGAAACCCCUCGGAGUCAGGAUCUGAGCCCUCUUCCUCACUUGAUUCUGUUGAAAGUGGGGGUGCUGCCCUUGGAGGACGGGGUUCCCCAUCCUCCCGCCUUCUCCUUGGAUCAGAUCAUGGCCUCCGGAAAGCCAAGAAACCAAAAAAGAAAACCAAGAAGAGAAGACACAAGUCGAACAGUCCUGAGAGUGAGACAGACCCUGAGGAGAAAGCUGGCAAGGAGAGUGAUGAGAAAGAACCGGAACAGGACAAGGACAGGGACCUCCGGCAUGCAGAGCUCCCUAACCGUUCCCCAGGCUUUGGAAUCAAGAAGGAGAAGGUGAGAGGCAGGCACCCAGCCCCAGCCCAGGCCUUGGUAGCCCUCGUGGGGGAAGCCGUGGGUGAGCUGAGCCUUUGCUCCACCAGACGGGCUGGGACACAUCAGAAAGCGAGCUGAGCGAGGGUGAGCUGGAAAGACGGCGGCGGACACUCCUGCAGCAGCUGGAUGACCACCAGUGACCUGAAGAGCCACCCUGCCUCGGGUCUGUGUGAGGCCGUGGCCUAGUUUACCCUCGCCGUCUGCCCCAGACUUCUUCCUUAGUUGGGUCUGUGUCCACUUUUCCUCAAGUAACCCCAACCCCAACACACCAUUGCUGGCACCUCCCAAGGUUGCUUGUGGUGUUCAAGGGUCCCCCCAACUUCCCGGACAACUAGUGCAGUCCUUGCCCUCAGCCCCAGACCAGCGGUUGGUGGUGAAUGCCAUAUGGGUGGGUGGUGCCAGUGGAUAAAAUGUGAGAAGGGGCCCCCAGGAAGAGUGACAGGCUGGUGGAUACAGCCUGGGUGGCAGAGGGCGGGGUCCUUACCCUCUAGCAUCAGUGCCUGCUCCUGCCUGCCCGGGCCCUUGGGGCGCCACCACUCCUUCCUCCAGCCCUGGGGCCCAGUGUAUGUGUGUUUUGUUUUGGUUUUGGUUUUGUUUUUUAAAUAACAGUAUUUAU
Molecule: messenger RNA, 3702 nt
Organism: Hippopotamus amphibius kiboko
Lineage: Eukaryota; Metazoa; Chordata; Mammalia; Artiodactyla; Hippopotamidae
Gene: PRPF40B
Product: pre-mRNA processing factor 40 homolog B
Exons: 25
Coding region: 459-3164 (901 amino acids)
Biological process (GO): mRNA cis splicing, via spliceosome
Cellular component (GO): U2-type prespliceosome; U1 snRNP
Molecular function (GO): RNA binding; protein binding
Source: RefSeq, a predicted model, not a curated record